Thlaspi arvense is the source of this 2633-nucleotide messenger RNA. NCBI's taxonomy places the organism in Eukaryota, Viridiplantae, Streptophyta, Magnoliopsida, Brassicales, Brassicaceae. The record is from the annotation of a GenBank genome assembly.
UUGGCACAGAAACCGAAGAGGGAAAGGGACGCCGGAGCUGUUUUCUCGGCGUCGAUCGGAAGAGUUUGUGGAAGAUCACACCUGAGUAACUCAGGAACUAAAGCUAAACAGGAUCUUGCUGAUGCUACAUGUGCUGCAGAGGAACUCUCUCAUAAGAUACAAGAGAUAAAAUCAAAGGCUGAGCAAACUGAGGAAAUGGUCCAAGACAUAUGCCGUGACAUUAAGAAGUUAGAUUUUGCAAAGAAGAACGUAAGCACGGCGGUCACUGCUCUUCACCGCCUCAAAAUGGUUGUCUCUGCGGUUGAGCAGCUUCAGGUGACGGCGUCAAAAAGGCAAUACAAAGAGGCAGCUGCACAACUUGAGGCUGUAAACGAAUUAUGUAAUCAUUUCGAAGCAUACAGUGAUGUUCCUAAAAUCACAGAGCUCAGAGAAAAGCUCAAGAAUAUUAAGCAAAUUCUUAAGUCCCAUAUUUUUGCUGAUUUUUCCAGUUUAGAUACUGGGACAGAGGCAGAGGAAACAAAUUUGCUGAAGAUGUUAUCUGAUUCUUGCUUCGUCGUUGAUGCUCUGGAGCCAUCUGUGAGGGAAGAGUUGGUAAACAACUUUUGCAGCAGGGAGCUAACCUCAUAUGAACAAAUUUAUGUAAGAGCCGAAUUGACAAAUUUGGAUGAAAUAGAGCGGAUAUACCAUUGGAUAAAUCGUCGUAUCCGAACAAAUCAAGAAAUUUGGAAGAUAUUUCCUGUUUCAUGGCAUUUCUGCAACAAAGCAAGGGAGCAAGUGGAAUCUUUUCUGGUCAACAUGAAAGAGAAGCCAGAUGCAGAGAGAUUGCUUCUGGAACUGGAAAGGACGCUAAAGUUUGAAAUGGAACUUGAAAUGAAAUUUGGUGAAUGGGAAAAUAAACCUCAGAAUGGAUCCAAAAUUCACAUGAAGUAUGUAAAGAAGUUUUAUGCUAAUCAAGAAUCGGGGGCAAAUGAAAAAACCGGAAACAACGAUUUAUCUGAUCCUGGAGCCAAGUUUAACUUCCGUGGAAUUAUAUCUUCUUACUUCGAGCCUCACUUAACUCCAUAUAUUGAGAAGGAACUUAUGCACCUCCUGGAGAAAGUUGUUCAGGAGGAAACAUGGGACUGUAAGGAGGAAACAUACAGUAUGGAGAAGAGUUUGAAACGGUGUAGUGCUCUCACCAAGAACCAGACUUUAUUCAAUUUGUUCAAGGUAUUUCAACGAGUUCUGAAAGCUUACGCUACAAAGAUACAUCUUAAGCUCCCAAAAGAAAGCAUGGACAGACAGAUAAAGGUGGACUCGGAGAGAGAUGAAAGGGUGAUAUGUUACAUAGUUAAUUCUGCUGAGUACUGCCACAAAACAUCUGGUGACCUAGCAGAAGAAAUCUCAACAACUAUUGACCCACAUUUUUCUGGCAGCGUAGACAUGUCAGAGGUCCAGGAUGUUUAUUCAUCUGUCAUAACGAAAGGAUUGUUAACACUAGUCCGUAGACUGGAGACUAAAUUUGACACUAAGAUGGAAGAUAUGACACGUGUUCCCUGGGGCACACUUGAGAGUGUGGGUGACCAUUCUGAGUACGUGGAUGAAAUAAAUACAAUCCUUAACAACAGCAUUCCUGUCGUCGGUAAACUUCUUACACCAGUCUACUUCCAAAUCUUCCUGGACAAGUUGGCUUCAUCCCUUGGACUACGGUUCUAUGCCAAUAUCUGCAGAUGCAAGCCGAUAUCAGAAACUGGAGCUCAGCAGAUGUUGCUUGAUACGCAAGUGAUGGAGAAGAAUUUUCUAGAAGUUGCAUCUGGUCAGACUGCAACUGGUGGGAGCUAUUCCGAAAUUGUGAAGCGCGAAAUGAAAAGAGCUGAAGCUGUCGUUAAGGUCAUACUCUCCCCAAUAGAUCCAGAAGGAAAACCCAUGCAGCUUCGGCGAAUCUUGGAACAUAAGGGUCUUACGAAAGCAGAGCAGCACAGUAUACUUGAUGAUUUCAACAAUCAUGGACUAACAAGAUCCUCAGUUGCAUCGGCAAUGCCACAACCACCUGCACCGUCACUGACGAUAACUAAUCCGGCUGCAGCCGUUGGGUUCAUAGCAAACAGCGAGGGUGUGUUAACCAGAGCAGCUGUUCUUGGUAGAGGAGUUGCAACCACGAGCUUUAGAAAGUUCGUUGCUCUCACUGAAGCAGCCAAAGACCGUCCCCUCAGGAAACUCUUCAAUGCAUGAUUUGUUCCUAUAUUUUGUUCUGUAUGAGCUCAAUUCAAAGCAACCAAAUUAAACGAAAAAAAAAAAAAAAAAAAAAGAGAGGUAAUUUAGAUUACCUCGCGCCAUCCCUCCUCCCAGAGGGCAUGUCAUGCACAAUCCCGAUCACAGAGGCAGAGAAAUUUCUUCUUCUCCUCCAUGGGGUGUACCAAUUAGUGCUCGAACCCGGGUAGAGGGACUCAUUGUUCAUGAUGAGUCGCUACCACUCUUGCUGUGCUCGAAUUGGUGAUAGAAAACCUCUUUUAAUUUUACUUAAAUCGAUAAAACAAAUAACCGGGUUCUCCGGUUCACCUAAAUAAUUCCAUCAAACCAGAAAACGAUUCAAAGGGCGUUAUUGUGUUGUUUGUCUGUCUCUAAUCAUGAAAUUUUUGAAUAUCAAUCUCGUC